AGGAAUUUCGAAUUAGCCAUAGUUAUGUUAUUUUGUCAUUCAUUAAAAGCUUCUCACUGUGUGUGUGUGUGUGUAUUUCCCAAAAUAUAAAAUGAUUGCCAUGAAUUUUCAUGUCCAACAACGAUGAACGGAGACGAUGUCUCACAAUAUAAGUAUAAAUGGAUUUAUUCUAUUGUUACAUGGUCAAAAUAACAAAUUACUGCUUGUUUUGAUCACAUAGGUAAGUACUUUAAUUACACACUUUUACAGCAAUUCAAUUUUCCACCGACCAAUGGCACCAACUUUUUUCGUUGGCUAUAAGUAUACGGUUGGCCAGAGUGCUUAUUUACGCUCAACUUUCUAACCUCAAAAUAAUCACGUGAAAAUUUGUAAACAACCUCGUACAGUGAAGUUGGAACACCGGUUUUCCAGCCUUAUUAGAAUGAUUUGGCGAGACGAUAUAUCUCAACAAAUCAGGCAAAAGUUUAAACUGAAAUCCCGAGUGUCAGCUCGUUCGAGCCAAUGUAGCUGACGAGGUUCGACAAGGCAGAAUCGAUGUAAAAAAAUUUAGGCCUAUGUAGAUAGUUUAGUUAGUUUAGUUUUUCUUAUAAAUCUUUGGCGACAAUUGGAAUUGGUGAAAAAUGGAGUCCUCGGAUCUCAUAGAAGUGGAUGACUCAAGUGAGCCACCUGGGACUUCAAUGCCCUGCUUGCCAUUAGAAAUAUUCUCCACCUACAAUCAUGCUGCUGCUUCAACAACUUGUCACCAAGAGGAAGUAGUUGCGACUAAUGGUAUAAAAGAGGAAGAAGAUGCCUAUGCAGAGGUUGCUGCACCAGAGGCAAAAAACGAAACACUGGCUGAUAUACUAUCUGAUCUUCCUUCUGAAGUAUUGACCAGCUGUGGCCCUGAAGAAGCCUUUGCAUCCAACUAUAGAGAAAAGAUAUUUCCACGUAGUAGGCCACCCGGUGCUCCAGUCACUGAGCCUACAACUUCAGUAUUUCAUGAGGAAGAAGUUAUGGAUCCUGAUGACAACUUUUACUUUGAGUCUGAUCAUUUAGCCCUAAAAGGAAACAAGGAUUAUAGAAACCUUUUGAAAGUUGUUGUCACUCUUCAAGCACAGCGUACUCAAGCAAUAAAGGAUUUGGACGUGCUUCUAAUGGAGAAGAAGAAGGCAUUGGAGGAUCCCAUAGCUUACGUAGCAAAAUUGCAAAGUGGAGAUCUGCCCGAGUAUCCUGGUCCACAAAAAAUAGCAGAACUGCCAGAGAUCGACUGGACUAAGUACAAUGUAGCCCAGCCAGAUGGUAAUAUGAGGCCCCAAACUCGGCAUGCUAAAACUGCACCUCAGCCCAGAGAUAAUGCUGCUCAAGAGGAGGAAGGUGAAAAACUGCUAAUUCGAGGUAGAGCCUUUGAUGAAAGUAAACCCGAGACUUUUAAUAAAUUGUGGACAACGGAUGAACAGAGGCGAUUAGAGGAAUUACUCAUAGAGUAUCCUCCUGAAGAAGUUGAAAUGCGACGUUGGACUAAAAUUGCUAAUGCUUUAGGAAAUCGUACACCUAAACAAGUAUCUAGUAGGGUUCAAAAAUAUUUUUUAAAACUCACAAAAGCUGGACUACCAAUUCCAGGCAGAGGGCCAAAGGUCAAAAGUGAACUGAGAAAAAGUACUAGUCGUUACAGAAAUCAAUCUUUGCUUAAAAAGUCAACAUUUUUUCCUCAUGAACAACUUCUUGAUGAAAUCAAAAAGGAACCUAUUACAGAAGAGUUGAUGAUUUCUGAUGAUUCAACGCCUGCUACAAGUGUUCCAGAGGAAAAUCCUGAACAAAGGCAAAUCGAAUUAUUGCGGCAAGUUAAAGUCGAAAAGGAUACAGAUAAUGAAGAUUCAAAUUAUCAUAAUCUUGGAUACAAGUGUUAUAUUUGCUGCGAAGAUCCUUUGAAGGGCAUAAGAUGGCAUUGUGAAGUAUGUCCAGACGAGGUUGAUUUGUGUUCGGACUGUGCCAUUGCUCAACUCGAGGCUGAAGACCCAAUUCAUCCGUCGACUCACACGCUCACGGCAGUUCGACCACCCAAGUACUCGCAAUGCUAUGACGCGGACUACCUGCCGCAAAACUUCAGUACUACCUCGUACAACUACUUAGAUCCUAACUUUUUACCUGAGUAGUAGCUUAGGAUAAUAACAUAAACACGUUUUUUGAAAUUAUUUUGGACAAAUACAAACAUCUUGAAUUAUGAUAAUUUAGACUUUUUGUAUUUGCUAUUAAUCUCUAUAUAUUUGUAAUCAUGCUAUUGUCCACAAAAGAGUGAAAAGGUCUAAAUCAAUAAUAUGAAGUUUCUAUAAAGAAGGAUAAAAUGGGGACAGGGAGUAGAAUUGUAGUCUUUUAUAAACUUCAGAUUAAAAGAAGGUUUAGUUUGUACAAAAUAAUUUUGCUAAACUGAAAAAAUUGUAAAUAAUGAUAGAGAUAUAUUAUUUUUUAUAUUAAAAAUACCUUUAUUUGAAAAAUCAUGAUUGUUCAAUCAUCUGCGAAAAUUUCACGUAAAUUUUAUUUCGAAAUUCGUGAAAAGUUCCAUUUUUUAUAUGCUGCCGGAUAGCUUUGAAGAACUCCAUGUAAUGAUGAGUAUUGUGUCUAGAAGAAUAGAUGUUGGUAUAUUACAAAUCAAGAUCUAGAAACGUUAUAUUUUAUAAUUUUUUAAUAAAGUUGAUACAUACAUCAUCAGGAGUACCUCUGCUAGUAA
Messenger RNA from Nasonia vitripennis (jewel wasp), 2704 nucleotides. RefSeq names its product ZZ-type zinc finger-containing protein 3 (gene Atac1). NCBI's taxonomy places the organism in Eukaryota, Metazoa, Arthropoda, Insecta, Hymenoptera, Pteromalidae. The record is from RefSeq and is a predicted model, not a curated record. The transcript is spliced from 4 exons. Gene Ontology annotation, molecular function: zinc ion binding. Bases 621 to 2132 code for a protein of 503 amino acids.